AUGGCAAAUGAUAUAGAUAAAAAAGAAGUUUGGAAGGAAGAUGCUGAACCUCAUUCAUUUCAAGAUUGCCCAACCGAUGAUGGGAUUCACAAAGUUGAUGUGAAGGUGGAUCCUCAUUUCGAUGUAGUGAAGGACAUUGCUGUUGAUGAUGUGAAGUACAAACUAGAUGAGAAAGCAGAUUCUGAUAUUUAUACAGUGAAAGACAUAACCGUGGAUGAUGGUGAUCCCAAGUUAGAUACCAUGGUAGUUGCUGAUAAUGUACUUAGAGACAUAGAAAACAAGGAACUGAUCAAAGAUGUGUGUGAAAAAAUGGAAGAGAUUGAUGAUAAAGGUGACAGAGAAGAUGCUGCUGUGCAGAAGAAUUUAGCAUCCAAGGGUCCGCAGAGACAAAAAUCUGACAAACUGCUGCCUCCCACCCCUAAGAAACAGCCUACACUGAACACAAAACCAGCUGCAGAUACAGUUCUAGUCAAACAAAAAGUUAAGCAGCAAGAACCCCCUGUUGCUAAUGCAAGAAUGGCAAAACCAAAUACAGUAUCUAGGUGGAUCCCUCCGAACAAAGGUUCAUAUACCAAUUCAAUGCAUGUAUCAUAUCCACCCUCAAGAUAUAAUAGUGCACCACCUGCUCUUGCUUUAACUUCUCCUAAAGAAUCUGGUUCAGGUGCCAAUUCAAAGGCUUCUUCUCCCCUCACUUCCCCUGGAGCUGUGGUUUCAAAAGAUGUAACAACUGAAAAGACAGGGCGUAAGGUGGAAUCUUUAAAGCCGGCUAGUAGCUCAACCCCUCUUCUAUCACCAGCUCCUGGCCCACAGAAAGGUACCACAUCUCAUUCCCCACAAACACCAACUGAUAAUGAGGUUUCCAAAUUUUUCCCGCCACCCCCUCCACCGCCACCGCCACCGCCUCCGCCUCUGCCUUUUACCGCACGGCAAAAUAUUGGGUCUAUUUUGCACCCUGAACCUUCACCACCCCCUCCUCCACCAUUUCCUCCUUCGCUUGGUCAGCAAAAUAAUGGGAUGGUGGUGCCUCCCCCACCACCUCCACCACCUUGGAAAUCAGCGAAUUCUUCAGUUAACCUUAUUAAUAUAACAAGUUCUCCAUCGCUACCUCCACCACCACCUCCUCCUCCUCCUCCUCCUCCUAUGAGUGGGUCAAGACUUGGAGCUGGAAUUCCUGCUCCGCCUCCCCCUCCCCCGCCCCCUCCCCCUAUGCAAGGUAGUCCACCCCCACCUCCUCCACCACCUCCCCCUCCCCCACCUAGUCGUGGAGCUCCAUCUCCUCCUCCACCUCCACCUCCUCCACCUAUGCAUGGAGCAUCACUACCACGACCACCACCUCUUUUGCAUGGACCUCCACCUCCACCACCACCACCACCACCAUCAAUACUUGGAGCUCCACCUCCGCCACCUCCGCCAAUGCGUGGAGCUCCACCUCCACCACCUCCUCCAAUGCGUGGAACCCCACCACCACCUCCUCCUCCAAUGCGAGGAGCCCCACCUCUUCAGCCACCUUCUAUAGGUAGGGGCCCACCUCCCCCACCUCCUCCGUUGCAUGGAGCUCCACCUCCUCCACCUCCUCCUGGAGGUCAUGCAUCUGGCCCUCCUGCUCCACCUAGACCCCCAGGUGGCGCACCCCCUCCACCUCCACUCUUGGGUGCCAGAGGACCUUCUGCUACAGCCCCUCCACCUCCAAGAGGUCGUGGACUUUUACGUUCUACAGGGACGGGAGCUAUGGGUAUGGUACCACGAAGGUCUUCCUUGAAGCCUCUACAUUGGAGUAAAGUAACAAGGGCAUUACAAGGAAGCUUAUGGGAAGAAUUGCAAAGACAUGGAGAACCUCAAAUUGCACCAGAAUUUGAUGUCUCUGAGUUAGAGAGCCUUUUCUCUGCAACAGUCCCAAAACCUGCUGACUCAGGUAAAGGUGGAGGGCGUCGCAAGUCUGUUGGGGCCAAACCUGACAAAGUCCAUCUGAUUGACCUGAGAAGGGCCAAUAACACAGAAAUUAUGCUCACAAAAGUUAAGAUGCCACUUUCUGAUAUGAUGGCUGCCGUACUAGCAAUGGAUGAUUCAAUAUUAGACGUUGAUCAAGUGGAAAAUCUUAUAAAAUUUUGUCCAACAAAAGAGGAGAUGGAACUACUUAAGAACUACACUGGUGACAAGGAGAACCUGGGGAAAUGUGAACAGUACUUUCUCGAGCUGAUGAAAGUGCCACGAGUUGAGUCAAAACUGAGAGUAUUUGCUUUCAAGAUUCAGUUCGGCUCUCAGAUUUCGGAAUUUAAAAAGAAUUUGAAUACUGUAAACUCUGCAUGUGAGGAGGUACGAAAUUCAGUCAAAUUGAAGGAAAUUAUGAAGAAGAUUCUUUAUUUGGGGAACACAUUGAACCAAGGGACUGCAAGGGGUUCUGCUGUUGGAUUUAAGCUGGACAGUCUUUUAAAACUCACAGAUACACGUGCUUCUAAUAGCAAGAUGACACUGAUGCAUUAUUUAUGUAAGGCUGCCGUACUAGCAAUGGAUGAUUCAAUAUUAGACGUUGAUCAAGUGGAAAAUCUUAUAAAAUUUUGUCCAACAAAAGAGGAGAUGGAACUACUUAAGAACUACACUGGUGACAAGGAGAACCUGGGGAAAUGUGAACAGUACUUUCUCGAGCUGAUGAAAGUGCCACGAGUUGAGUCAAAACUGAGAGUAUUUGCUUUCAAGAUUCAGUUCGGCUCUCAGAUUUCGGAAUUUAAAAAGAAUUUGAAUACUGUAAACUCUGCAUGUGAGGAGGUACGAAAUUCAGUCAAAUUGAAGGAAAUUAUGAAGAAGAUUCUUUAUUUGGGGAACACAUUGAACCAAGGGACUGCAAGGGGUUCUGCUGUUGGAUUUAAGCUGGACAGUCUUUUAAAACUCACAGAUACACGUGCUUCUAAUAGCAAGAUGACACUGAUGCAUUAUUUAUGUAAGGUCCUUGCUGCUAAAUCUCCAGCUCUUCUGGAUUUUCACCUGGAUCUUGUUAGCCUUGAACCUGCAACUAAGAUACAAUUGAAAUCUUUAGCUGAAGAAAUGCAAGCUAUAAUCAAGGGAUUAGAAAAGGUCAAGCAGGAGAUGGGAGCAUCUGAAAAUGAUGGCCCUGUGUCUGAAGUUUUUCGUAAGACACUGAAAGGAUUUAUAUCUGUUGCUGAGGCUGAGGUGGCAUCUGUAACAAAUCUUUAUUCCGUUGUGGGUAGAAAUGCAGAUGCCCUUGCAUUAUAUUUCGGUGAGGAUCCUGCCCGUUGCCCAUUUGAGCAAGUUACUGCGACUCUCUCAAAUUUUGUGAAGUUGUUCAGGAAAGCACAUGAAGAGAAUGUGAAACAGGCGGAACUGGAGAAGAAGAAAGCUGAGAAGGAGGCUGAAAUGGAGAAGGCUAAGGGAAUUAAUCUUACAAAGAAGAUUGUGAAGUAGCUGAUGAGUGAUUUCUUUCUAUCUCCUCCAUGAGAAAUUUAGCUCCCGGCAUACAGCAGAAGUCUGUCACUAUAUUUUGUUUGAGUGACAACAAAAUGACACUGCUGCCAGGAGACUCAGGCUGGUUGAACCCACUAUCCAGUACUGGUGCAAUGCUAAGCCUUCGAGGGUAAUGUAAAUGAGGUUAAAAGGCCACUCCUCGAAAUGUGCGGAUGCAAAACCAUGUGAAAGUUCUUUCUGUACAAGUUUGAGAGAAUGCUGUUCAACACAUGAUAAUGGUCAACGUAUCCCCCCGGUAGAAGUAUUACAUGUCAAGUGGAUUAAGGUGGUUUGAUAUGUAGCACAGGUUCUCCACAUGAUGGAGUGGUUUCUCUGCACAUUUUCCGGUGAAAUUUUGUAGUUCUUGCCAGUCCCUCUCGAAGUAGACUGUUUGGUUUCAGCUCCACCAUUUGUUGACUAUUAUUUUGCAGCACGGGAGCGAAUGCCUUUGGAAUUGUAAAGCAUCAAGUCCUGCCCGCUGUACCUUGGAACCAUGUACAAAGUUCUAACCCUUAAUUUAGUUAGGAUUCAAUUCUUUACCUUGUAACAUAGAAGCUGAUUCUUGUUUUGAUAGUUGAGAUUUUGACAAAAGCCCAGCACGAAAAAAUUAUUGUAUAGGUUGACAGGGUCAGAAAUAGAGAAAUUAGAAGACGGGCUUUCUCCAGUGUAAUUGUAAUAUAACAGCAAAAUAUAGGCUGCAAUUUGGAAACCCCAUGUUUCGGUCUUUUCAAUUCUUCAUUCAAUUAUUAUAGUUAAAAUUC
Molecule: messenger RNA, 4217 nt
Organism: Pistacia vera
Lineage: Eukaryota; Viridiplantae; Streptophyta; Magnoliopsida; Sapindales; Anacardiaceae
Product: formin-like protein 20
Exons: 21
Coding region: 1-3417 (1138 amino acids)
Source: RefSeq, a predicted model, not a curated record